Messenger RNA from Cryptotermes secundus, 10858 nucleotides. RefSeq names its product rabphilin-3A (gene Rph). The transcript is spliced from 17 exons. NCBI's taxonomy places the organism in Eukaryota, Metazoa, Arthropoda, Insecta, Blattodea, Kalotermitidae. Gene Ontology annotation, molecular function: small GTPase binding. Gene Ontology annotation, cellular component: membrane. The record is from RefSeq and is a predicted model, not a curated record. Bases 352 to 2574 code for a protein of 740 amino acids. Gene Ontology annotation, biological process: intracellular protein transport.
UAGGAGACAGUUGGAAUUGGAGUACCUUCCACGGAGCAUACUGGUCUGCCGCCUAAAAGCAUGAAUGCACGUCGUUAGUUAACGAUAUAUCGUUUUACUAUUGUGGUUAUGUGACGUGUGACUAUUAUACAUUUUUUUUUGUUAUCUUGUAAGGCUUGAUAACUAAAAUUAAAUUAGAUGACUAUGUAAACAAUUUAUUUAGUGAACUAAUGGACUAUAUUUCCUGUACUGACGCGUGGAAGUCGAUGUCUUUCAAACGUAAACAUAUUGCAAGGCCGUGGAAUGCGGUGAGAACAGGCUCGUUACCUGUGGACGGGUGAAUUCUGCUCACCUGACUGCAGGGCCGUCAACAUGGUGGAUUUCGGCAACUCCUCCAAAAACCGUUGGGUCUGUCCAAAUGACAGGCAGUUAGCACUGAGGGCAAAGUUGAAGACUGGCUGGUCUGUAAAGACUCAGCAAUUGCAGUCCUUUGGCGGACGCCAGGACUCAACACUGGACGAAACUGAACAAGCAAUUAUUAAGGAUGUGAUCAGGAGAGCCGAGAUGCUGGAAGUGACGGAACAGGACCGAGUCGGACGCCUGGUGGAGCGGCUGGAGAAUAUGAAGAGGGCUGCAAUGGGGAACGGUACAAACCAAUGCAUUCUCUGUGGAGACAGCUUCGGUGUCUUGGGGGCGGCUAGCUUCAUCUGCCACGACUGCAGGAAGGCUGUGUGUCAGAAGUGUGGGAUCGAAACAGUGUCUUCCAAGAAGGAACCCAUCACCCUGUGCAAGAUAUGCUCAGAAACCCGAGAGAUGUGGAAGAAGUCUGGGGCUUGGUUCUUUAAGGGUUUGCCAAAGUAUGUCCUGCCUGAGAAAAAGCGCAGCUCUAAUGAUGGGAGGUAUAGUGGUAGGAAGUUGCAACGUCCAGGUCUCGAGAAGAACAGCUGGUCACGGGGCAGCGGCGGGCGUGAGUACCUCCAGUCUGCCAACACCACAACAUCAUCUACCAAUAGUACAACAUCUACACUUAAAAGCACACCUGCUGGAUCAAAAUUGGUUUAUAGCAAAGGCAGUGGUGAACUUGAGGAAGAAAGCAGCUCAGAAGAUGAAAUAAACAGGAGAGCUCGUCAAGCAAGGAGUCGGCGUCUUGAUGACACUGAAACAGGAGGCCGUCAUCACAGUCUUGGAAGACAAGUAAGUUGUGUAACAUUUGACCCAAGCCUUGGACCACUGUCUGGAUCAGGGUCACUUCCCUCCCAGCGUUCAGAGUCUCUGUCCCUCACAAGUGAUGGAGAAAUCCCAGGGGAUAUUCACUCUUACAGUGAUGGUGAGAAGCUGGGUCACGUUUCUGGAAAUGUGCGAGACCACUGCAGGAGUCGAGAGAGUCUGGAAUCAUCUAUGAACUUGAGUAGACAACCAAGUUGCAACAUGUUAGAUCUGGCCCACAGCCGAACUCUGGAUGGUAGUCAGCCACACAUGGAUCAGUCCUGGGACCACCGGCAGAAUACUUUAACAGACUUGGAGACGAGUCCCUCAUUAUACAGCCACUAUGUGGCAGCCUCACCUCACUCACACAUGCGUCGCGACUCUCAAGGAUCAAAUAUGUCACGGGACUGGUACUGGUCAGAGGACAGAACAUCACUUUCCAGUGGUUCAGCAAGUGGCCAUCGAACAGCUAGCAGCAGUUGUGGUGGAGUGGAUAUGGCUGAGGACAAUGUUGAUGCAUCAUUUAUGGAAAACACUGUGAACCUAGGUACACUAGAACUGACUCUGUUGUAUAAUCCUAUGAAAGCUGCUUUGACCUGCUCACUACAUCGUGCCAAGGGUUUAAGACCUAUGGACAUCAAUGGCCUUUCUGAUCCCUUCUGCAGACUGACUAUAUUGCCCACAGGAGGCAAGUCAAAUAGACUGCGCACAAAAACAGUUCACAAGACACGGAAUCCAGAAUUUAACGAGACGUUGACGUUCUAUGGAGUGACAGAUGGAGAUGUGAGGAGAAAGAUAUUACAUAUUCUUAUUCUUGAUGAUGAUAAAUAUGGCCAUGACUUCAUAGGUGAGGCUCGUGUUCCUUUGAUACAUCUGAAGCCACAGGAACCUAAACAUAUGAAUAUCUACCUGGAAAAACAUUACCCGGUGGAGGAAGAAGAUGAGGUGUGGGGAAAUGAUACAUGGACGCGUGGACAGAUCCUAGUAACAUUGUGUUAUUCAACACGUCGGCGGGCGCUUGUGGUGGGCAUCGUACGUUGUGUUAAUCUUCCGCCAAUGGACAGCAAUGGCUUUUCCGAUCCUUUUGUCAAACUGUAUCCAGAUCCUUUCCACCGUAAAUAUAAGACUUCAGUGAAGUGGAAGAACCUCAAUCCAGUGUUCAAUGAGGAGUUUGUUUUUGAAACAAAGAUGACUGAACUUCCAAAACAAGCAUUAGAAAUUACAGUUUGGGAUAAGGAUUAUGGAAAGAGCAAUGAUUAUCUUGGUGGCUUGCAACUUGGAUGGCACUCAAAAGGAGAGCGCCUGAAGCACUGGGUGGAUAUGAUAAAGUUCCCUGAUCACAAACAUGAAGGUUGGCACAACCUUGGAGAAGAUCAGCUGUCUGAUUAGUUCUCAACCCAGGAUUAUCAAGAAAUGAAACUAGAAUUCUAAAUACAAGCGCCUGCAUAAAGAAAAAUAUAGUAAGACACUGGUUUCCAUUGAGUUCCUUGGUUUGUCAAAUAUAAAAUAAUUAAAAUACUGUUAAAUAUAUUUCAGGCAAACUGCACCCAAUUUAGAAUACAAUUUACCAUUUCUGUAAAUUUUAUUUUAUUAGUAUUUAUAUAAUAUAACCUGUUGAAAAGUUAACCCUUUCAGUGUUAACCUAUACAUAUUCUCAGGCUAUGCAUGCUGACCAUAUUGUGUGCGUAACAUUAAUUUUAAUGCCUAUUUUAGGAACAGUGCUUAAGUUAACUUGUUUGAAUCUGAACCCAGAGAAAUGCCAGGUCAAAGUUGAAGCCCUAGUUAUGAAGCAAGCUUAUUGUUAUUGUGUUAAUGAAUCAGCCAAAUUACACAACUUAGUAGUGGAGAUGGGUAAGGUGUUUGGAGAAAAAUCUAUCCCAAUGUCACCUUAUCCAAGACAAAUCUCACAGUCACUGCACUGGAAUUUAAUUAAAGUCUCCACCACAAGAAGCUGAUAUCUAACUGCUUGAGUUAUGGCAGAGCUCCUAGUAAUAAUACUGUAGGCUUAUGGCAGCUGACAUAACAUUAUAACCAAGGCAUGCCUUUCUCUUCAUAAGUGAACAGAAGAAUAUUUAUAAGUAGUCAGUUUAUUUUCCAGAGACAGCUUUUGUUCAGGUUACAGCAUUGAAAGUGUUAACACUUGCUUGGAAUAAUGGUGGUGGAUCCAUAGGGAAAGGUGGGGUGGGGGGGUGGGGCAUGAGCUUGCUAAAUUGUUGGACAUGAGGCAGACUCCACCCUAGAAACUUGAUAAAUUAUGCACAAAAUGAAAUGCUCAUAACAGACCACACAGAAUAUUAUAUUAUUCUAAUUGUAUUCCACUAAAACCAGUUGGGCCCAUAUCAUUUAUUAGGACAGAAACUGAACAAAACUAAACACAGCUGUGUAGAACACAAACGCAUGUAUGGAUAUCAGCUGGUCUGAUGAAAUCUCAUGAAAAGACAGAUAUGGAACGCUGGUAUUUCAGUGUUUAAAUUGCAAGAAGGAUGAGAGUCUUCAAUGGAGUUCAAACAUUUGUCAUCUUCCCUGUCUGUGUUGCCCCCCCCCCCCCCCCAUCAGACAGUUCCACCAUCCUGAUUUAAGGCCAUAUAUAAACAAUUCCUACAAGGAUGUAGGUGAGUGAAAAAGAAUUAUAAUAUAUUUUGUUUUAAUUAGAGUGUGUAUCAUCCAUAUAUCACAUCAAAUUUUUCUCUUCAGGAAACAUAACAUAUCAACUUCGCCUGGCCAAACAUUUCAGGAAUACCAGAAUUUCAGGGUUCUCAGAAUUUGUCCAUUUGUAUUUGAAGUAUUUUUUACAUCUCUGUAUAUAUUUGUUUUGUAUAUUGCUUUCUAAUGAGAAUUUUCUUAAGGUAGCGCUUUUCACAUGUCACAGCAAGUGACAAACUGGUUCAGGAAUCUCAUAAAUGGGCUCCAUUCAUGUAUCAAUGGUUCCCAUAACUUUUGUAUAGAAUGUAAUUUAUUUUGAAAUUGUAAUAUAGGUGUGUGAAAUGGAGAAAUUAAUUUUGUCAUUGUUGUUGUGUUCCCUUUAUUGGAGUGUAUUUCCUUCUUCAGGUGUACACUGGUGUUAACAUGUGUAUAGAGAAGGGGUGAUAAAAGUUUAUUGUAUCGAACAGGUAGGUGCUGGAAACCAUUUUAUCGUCCUACAAGCUAUUUUUAAUAUGACUACUUACCUCUUUUUAACUUGUCUAUUCAUAUAUCCUAUCUGGUCUACUGAUAUCUCACUGUUCGUCCAUGUUACAUCCAUGCGCAUUCUUACAAAGCUUUGCCUACAUUCAUUGACUGAACUUUCCCCUAUGGGAGUUCUCAAAUAUUGUAUGUUUUAUAGUCAAUAUCAGAGCAUGGUUUUCAAUUAUACCCAUUUUAGUCAUUAGAUUAUCGCUGAAGGGGUGACAGGAAGAGGAGUGGUAGCUGCCAGGAUGUUGUGUAAAUGCGCCACUCUGUGCAAAAGAAAAACACAUAGUGUCUAUAGUAAUUCAUCUAACAGUAAUUAUUAAAGGAGUUUUGGGUCAAUGUUUUCUAUUAAGUGGAUAACUACCAUGCCAAACGAGGGUGCUUUCCACAGCAAGAGGCAUGGAGUGUGUGGUUAAAAAAACUGAUGCUGACAUUAUGUUUGUUGCUGUUUUUUUAAAUCUAUAUUAUUAUUAAAUGAGCACUAUGAUUGUUAUAAGUAUUUUGGCUUUGGUUUGAUUGCAUUUGUUCUGUAUUAUGUAAGAAUUAUUUUGUCUUCCCUGCAUUGUGGUUUCAGUUCUUAUCGUAAAAAAUUAUGUAAUCAAUUAAUAUAGGUUUCGUGAAUAUCUGUGUAAUAACAAAUAACAAUAUUUCAUUAUCAUAUAUAACCAUUUAGCUCACCCUGAAUACUGAAUAGAUGUGUUUCAUUUAAUUAGCUCAGCAACACAGUAUUAUUCUGCAAUUAUUUUUAAAUUCCAUAGGUCCUGACAUGUUCAGGUGUGUCAUUCAUUCUACUAAUUUGAUCAGUGACUGAAGAAAAAGAGAGGAAGACAUCUGGUUUAGAACUUUAUGAAGGUCUAAAAUUGCCAAACAUUUGUUGAAAAUAAUUAAAUGUACAAAAUCAAUAAAGCAAGAAAGGAAAAGAACUUACUGACAAAGUCCAUUAUGAUAUAUAAUGACUAAAGUUUAUGUUACCACAUUUACCAAACAGGUUGGCUCAGAUGAUGACACUUCUGCCUUUUAUUCAGGAAGUGUCUGGUUUGAAUCUCAGCCAUGACACUGACUACCCUGACUGAAGUUCUUUCUGUGGUUUACCUCAUUCUGUCCAGGCAAAUUGGAGGAUAUUACUUUAAAUUAGGCUGCAUCUGCUUCCUCUCAUAUCCAUUUUAAUUCAUUAUUCACCAUCAUCCAGUCAUUCAAUGUUAUAUAUUCUGAGCUACUGUGAGCAUCAUUAACUAAAUAAAGAAAUAAAGAAGUUGUCAUACUUGGCAUUAUCCAAUGGGAGCAGAUAAAUUGGAAAUUUGUAUUAUGUUUGGUAACUCAUGGUAUGUGAUAGUAUUUCAUAUAAUUUAAAUUCAUUGGUAGAUGAGGGAAUAAGGCUAGAAUGGUACUGAGAGUGUUAUAAUUCUUCCUCUUUGUACAGAGUCCUUUGUAAUUUCACUAAAAUUGGCAGAUUUUUGCUUGUUCCAAAUUUUCUAUCAGAUAUAUUGAGAAGCACCCUCUUUACUACAGUUUUGGACAGUACAUUAGUUACUUUAUCAUGCCAGGUUAGAUAUUUAAUGGAAUGAAUAAACAACAGUGUCUUUUUCAGCUGAACACUUGGACAACUUGAAAGUGUAAAAUUAUUAAAAAUGUGAACAAGUUUAACAACAUGUUGUAAUUUCUCCUAUAUUCUUGAGAUUUUCUAACAAUGUAGUCAUUUUACUUCAGUUCAAUCAUGAUGUGGGCAAAGAAGUCUAAUAUUUGUUAGAACCACUAUAUCAUAUUUAAUAUUAAUGGGAUAUUUAUUGCAUAAAUGUUUUUUUAUAUUUAAGAUCUGUGAUAUUUUAUUGAGUCUGUAUACAUGUUAGUAAAGAAUAGUAAUGGUUGAUUAAUUAUUACAUUUAUAUUUAAAAUGGAUUCUGACAUUGUUAAACGAAAGAAUGUUCAGUACAAUCAACAGGCACAAAAGAAGUGUCGCAGAGACUGAAUAUCACAUAGAUUUCAAACCAAACUUAAUUUACAGUGCUUAAAGGAGCAAGGAAUUUGCAUUCCUUGAUUGUGCAUGGCACACUGUGAAGUGUGACAAGCUAUUGAGCCCAUGGGUGGCAGACAGAUGGGCAAUGUUUCAUUUCUUCAUAGAAUGAGCUAAUUUUCUAUUAUCUGGCAAUCCUGAAACAAAAAAGUUUCAUAAUUCUAGAUACUGAUGACAGAUUUCUGAAAAUGUAGUCAUAAUUUAACGAUUAUAUGGACUACCUAGUCACCACUGAUUUCCAGAGCAGUUCAUGAUUAUUUCUAACUAUUAUUCUUCCAAAGACCUAAAAAUGUUUCCAUUUCAGACAGUUUUAAUUUAAUACAGAUGAUGAUGAAGCCUGUUGCUUUAAACCUGUCAGGCUGCAGACUGCUUACAAAACUGGUGUAAAAUAUGAGUAUCCUUGAUAACAAAUUUGUUGGUGUUUGUGAUUCAGUUUCCUAGGGUAUUCUAGGUUCUUUUAGGUCUAACAUUAGGAACUCUUCAGCUUCUGUGAAAGAACCGAAACAUUGUCCAGAUGUAAUAAAGCAAUCAUUUACCUAUAUGCCACCCAAACAUUCAGAGAACUCAGAAAUUAGUUUUACCAGCAGGCCUAUCACUAUUGUUAAUAUAAUAUAAAAAUGUAUGGUUCAUUUUGUACUAUUGGGGACUCAUAACCAUUGAUGUCGUUUUAUUAGUGGCAGAAAACAAGUAGGUGGAGUUACAGUAUUUGCUUGGCAACACUUUUCUCCUGCAAGACAUACAGCACACCUCAGAUAUGGUCAUGGAUAUCAGACCAUAACAGUAAUGGGUUUCAUUUUGGGGAAGGUUGUCGGUUAAACAGUAUUCUGUUAAAUAUCAGAAGUGUACUUUCAUACAUAAUCUUUUAAAAUGAGUAUUAUUUACUUAUUAUUUUCAUAGCAUUAUUGGUAGAUAUUAUUAGUGCAUUCACUAUUAGGUAAUUAUCCAGUGUUCAGAGACAUGCCUGUGACAUAUCUGGUGCAAAGUGCCAUGAUACCAUUUGAAUAUUCAUGGGGCAUCAGAGUGAUAGAUCAAAAUUUUGCUGGUAAAGUAACAUUUUACAUGAAACUAACAUUGUACUGUGAGAUCUGAAGCUAUCAUAAGGGUGAGCAUGAAGAUUAUGGUUUUCUCAGAUGUGACAUUUUGUAAUUUUGGAGCAUGUAACAGGAUAGCAUCAAGAGUGAGGCAGUUGGUUUCAUACCCUUCUAUCAAUGAAAUGAAAUGAAACGAAAUAUGUAGCAUAUCUCAGAAAACUGUAAUCUUAACAUUACAUUGUUACUAACUUUUGUAUGCUAAUCCUGUAUUUAAAUACAUGUUAGAUUAAUAGUGUCAGAUAUCUGAAAACAAAGAGCUAGGUGCACAGAGCACACAUGUCUCCAUAUGCAGGAUGUACUAGUGACCCUUUCUUUGAUGUUGUGUAUAUAGUUGUGACAGACCAUUAUGUGUAAAUAUAAAAUAAGAAGAAACUUGCAUACCUCAGGACUAAUAACUACUGUGACAGUGUAUACAUAUCUUGAACAGCUUACAGCACAGCCAGGACAGACAAACAGAGAUAUUAUAAGGGCCUAGAAUCCUUAUAACAUAAUCAAUUGCAAGCUUUGGGGAACCCUAUUUAGGAGCAAAUAAUUGUUAUUUCCUCUUUUAUAACAAAAAGAAAAAUAUGGGGUUAAUUUUCAGAUUAGCAGGAUGCUUGGUCCUGGAUUGAGAAUCACUUGCAUAAGAUCUGGAAGUUUUAACCAGUCCAGUGAUAUCCAAAUGGUGUAUUUAACAUAAUUAACUUGAUUAUUGUUGAUUGAAAUGCUUCUGUGCAUACAACUACUGUAUAUAUCGAAUAGUGAUGGGGUUAAAAUAAAUAAUUAAAGUGAUAAAUAAGAAAAAAAAUCAAAAUAGAAAAUGAAGCUACAUACCUGACAAGGCUACAGUACAUUUGAAUGAUACUAAUAAUGUUGAUCUAAGCAGUGCUUGAAUUGGCAUGUGAGGAAGUGGGGUGCUAAUCCUCUUCUUAGCAGAGCACAAAACCAACAUACACUAUGGGUAUUCCAGACUACACCAACAAAUUUUGUACCAUACUUAUUCCUCCUCUGAAAGUCAGCAUAAUCAGUAUAGUGACUAAGCUAGGGACUGAAGGUUCAACUUCUGGCAGGGGCAAAGAUUUCUUUCUUCACCACAGUGUGAAGGCUGCUUAUGAGGCUCACUCACCCUUCCAUCCAAAGGAUAUAAGAGGUUCUUUCCCUGGUUUAGAACAGCCAGGGAGUGAAGCUGACCCACUCACCAAUGCUGAGAUUAAGAAUGCGUUGAGGUAUACCUCCAGUCCUUCAUAUGUGUUCAUGGUAUGAUGCUUAAUUUAGAACCUGUACCGUUAAUUAAAUUAUCCCCCCAUACUUCACAAGAAUAUGAUGUUGAAAAGGCCUCUACUGGCAUGCCAUUCCUACAGAGUUUCAUUACAUCUGACUAAUUUAUUAGAAGUUGUCAAAAGCAGAAUCGUAUGUCACAGUCUCCUUCAAGUCUGACCCCCCCUCUAGAGGGCCUCUUGAGACUGAAAAUGAAAACCAUCGAUCCUGGAGCCUACAGAACAGCCACAGAUAUACUGCCUUUUUUUUUAUAAAGAAAUGUAAUGAUAUCCGGUAUACUUUGCAAAAUUAAACUGUAACAAAACAACAAAAAUUGUUGCUUUUCUUUUCAAAUCUGUACACUUUUUGCAUCAUACCCUUCAAUUUUUCAAAUUUAAGGAUUUAAAAAAUUAUGAGUAUUAUCAUUUUCUAUCAACCUAAAACGAUUUUAUAUGUUUGUGUAUCCUUUUUGCAUCAUACCCUUCAGUUUUCCAGAUUCAAGGAUUUAAAAAAUUGUCAUUUUCUAUCAACCUAAAAAUAAUUUUAUGUCUCUAUAUUUAUGCAACAUUUCUCCUUGGCAUGUCAUUCAGUCUGGCUCUGGGGCCUCCUAUCCAAUAGGUAUGGGUUCUCUUUCCCCAGGUAUAUGGUCAAGGCAUGAAGCUGACCAUUCCCUUCCAACUACUGUUGAAGUCAUAAAACGUGGAUCUAUACAUUCACUCCUCCAUGUCUUUCUGGCAUAGUGCUUAAUUAGUUAAACACAGGAAUGACUUUACCUUUUUUUUAGCCUUCUUUCCUUAUUUUGAAAAAAUAAAAGUACGCUUAUUAGAUUGCCUUGCUGUGUUAUCCCUCCUAUCAGCUUUUGAAUGCCAGAACCACUGUAUGUGAAUGUCAGUAUGUAUGGUGCCUGAGCCCAUCUGAAUGGCAUACUUAAUAAAUCCCUCGCAUAAGUCUGUGCAUCUGUAUGUGUAUCCCCACUACUGUUGCCAGGCAGUGGCAUGGCAAGUCCGUUUCCAUGGCAACAAAUACACGAAACAAAGAAGAAUUUUUAGAUGUGUCAUUUUCUGUGCGGUCCAUGGGGUAUCAAAGAGAGUCUGUGGGUUUGUCUGUGUGCCCCCUUCCCCCUCAUAGCUAGGCAAUAGCUCAGUACAGACUUUUCUGUGCAAAAGAAUUGUUGGAGGCAUCAUUUUGUAUGCAGUGUGUGAUGUAUCAAACGAAAGUAAGCUAUUAGUUCUUCCCAGAACUUUUUGUUUACUUUCCAAACAGAACUUAAAAACUAUGUCUGCUGGUACCUUCAUUCUGGUGUCAGCCUCAAGGUGUAAAUAUACAGCACACCAGAGAUUAUGUGAUUUUAAUAAGUUUGCCAGUAGACAUCAUUUGCUGGUUUGUGUACUAGCAUGUACAGAUUAAAAAAAAGAAGCAGUGUGUAUGCCUUUCUGUCCACACACACAUGCGCACACACACAUGAAAAUAGUGUAUGUGAAGGGAAAAGAUCAUGUUCCAUGAAGAUUGUCAUGUGGGAAUUUUAGUUUUCACACUGGUUAAUAUUCACUUAAUAGUUUUGUAGGUAUUACACAAAGUGAAAUGGUAAACAUUAUCAAACUUCAGAAAACCUGAUGAGCAAACUGGCUCAGGGAGUAAUGCUUCUGACUUGUAUUCAGGUAGUGUCUAGUUUGAAUCUUGACAGGGCCAAAGACUACCAUGACUGAGGUAUUUUGUGGUUUUACUCAUGCAAACUGGAAUAGUACCUUAAAUUGGGCCAUGAAUACUUCCUUCCACAUCCUUGCUAAUUCAUUAUUCAUUUCAAUCCAGUCAUUCAGUGUAUAUAGUCCAAAGCACUGUUCAGUAAUUAACAAAUAGAUAUGAUUUGUUUCAUUCUGGUCCGUCACACUAACAAUUACAAAGACAAAACUCCGUCCAGUGUGACACGGCACAGCACACUCUAGAACAGUGAAAACAACACAGCACGCCAUGAACAAAUACAGGCCGAUACCAAGGUAAUCCUUAAUAUAAAUAUAUAUAUACACAUUAGGGUCACUGAAAUAAUACACUACCCAUAAUAUAUUUGCAGAAUCUCCUUCUAAAGAUAAACAGGCAGCACAAGUUCAGCCCCCGUCAAGAAAGACGAUAGGAGAAUGGACAUGAACCUACUUGAUUUAUAAAUUUUAAC